AUGCGUGCAAGCUGUCCUGGAUUUCUCGAUCGCCAUGGCAUCUGGAAUAAUGGUUUCGAUUGUCCACCACCUUCAGCUGGUCCUAUACGUAUGUGUUGUGGUACAGAAAGUGAACGUUAUUGUUGUAUUUCUGACGAUAAUGAUCAAACAAACAGCAACAAUAACAUUUAUUUUUCAAAUAAACAUCAAUUAUUUCGUACACUUUUGUCAUCAUCAUCCUCAAAGCCAAAGUUAUCUACUUAUUUAUCAGCAACAACAAUGAACGAUCGUUUUUCUAAUUAUACACCAUUUUUAACUGGGGUAUUUAGUCUAUUUAUAUGUUUUCUUAUCUGUCUGCUAUGUAUCUAUCUUUAUUUUCAAUUUACUCAAAAUUGUUGUUAUCCUAAACGAAAGAAACAAAAAGGAACAAAAACAGGAAUGGUUCGACAGUCACAACAGCAUGAUGGUUUAUUAACAUUAACGACACUUCAACCAUUACCAUACCGAAAUAUGGCUUAUCUAACAUCAUCUUCUACUUAUCGUUCCUCACAACAACAAAAUCGUAUAUCAACAAUCUCAAGUGAAACGGGAAAAUCUUCAACACGUACAGACACAUCGGUUUGUGACUUAACACCCUUGAAUUUAUAUCCAACGAUGACAACAUCAUUGUUAAUUAGCGAAAAUGAUGAAACAAAUCAACCACAAGUUCAUCAAGGUUCUCCAAUAUCUUCAUCUUGCUAUGUCUUUCCAAAUGAAUUGGAAUAUUUAUGUCAUAAAUAA
This is a messenger RNA of Didymodactylos carnosus, 759 nucleotides long. The record is from the annotation of a GenBank genome assembly. Lineage: Eukaryota; Metazoa; Rotifera; Eurotatoria; Philodinida; Philodinidae.